Knipowitschia caucasica is the source of this 528-nucleotide messenger RNA. The record is from the annotation of a GenBank genome assembly. Lineage: Eukaryota; Metazoa; Chordata; Actinopteri; Gobiiformes; Gobiidae.
AUGGCGGACGUACUGGAUCUCCAUGAGGCCGGAGGAGAGGACUUUCCCAUGGAUGAGGAUGGUGAUGAAAGCAUCCACAAGCUGAAGGAGAAGGCCAAGAAGAGGAAAGGCCGUGGCUUUGGCUCAGAGGAGGGAGCUCGGUCCCGGGUCAAAGAAGACUAUGACACAGUGGAGCAGGACGGAGACGAGCCUGGUCCUCAAAGAUCGGUGGAGGGCUGGAUCCUGUUUGUCACAGGUGUACACGAAGAAGCCACAGAGGAGGACAUCCACGACAAGUUUUCAGAGUUCGGAGAAAUCAAGAAUCUGCAUUUGAAUCUGGACCGCAGAACAGGAUACCUCAAGGGGUACGCUCUGGUGGAGUAUGAGACGUACAAAGAGGCUCAGGCCGCGAUGGAGGGCCUCAACGCCCAGGACCUGAUGGGGCAGCCCAUCAGUGUCGACUGGGGCUUUGUGCGAGGGCCGCCCAAGAGCAAGAGGAGGGCGGGCGGCCGCAGGCGCAGCAGGAGUCCUGACCGUAGGAGGCGCUGA